AGAAGGUGACACGGCCCAGCGCGCAGAGCGGAGGGUUGGCAGCAGCUCCAGGGCUGGGCAGGCGGUUGGGCGCGGGGCCUCCGGCGGCGGCGGCGGCGGGGCCUGCGUCCGCGCUUCCUUCCGCGCUGUGCCUCAGCUUCCUGACCUGCAGUGUGGGGGCCGCAGCGCUAGGCCUUGGGGGGUGCACUGCCGCUCAGGGGGGCCCACGGGGGCACCUGCCAAGUGUGCGAGGGAGCCGAGGCCUCUGGGGGAGGGCUGCUGUCCCCUCCAGCUCUUUCCCACCCUGAGGGCAAGGUGCACCUUGACCCAAGGUUGGGUGCCAGGCCGCAGGAGGGUCUGUCUGAGCAGGGCUCCGCGGUCAGAUCAGGCUGUGGGAAGCUGCUGCUUUGAGGGUGCUCUUGUGCUGGGCAGGGGGGAUGGAGGGCACCCCUCCAGGAUGAGGCCCAGCUCCCGUGUGGGUGAGGACAGUGCCAGGGACUGAGGGAGACCCCUGUCCGGUUCUAGGGCAAUACCAGCCCCUCCUCACUGGGCCCUGAGUCCCAGGUCAAUCUGGGGGUGGGGGGGGUCAGUGAUGACAACAGGAGAUACCAGCUGCCCCUCACCUGGCUCCGAGCCCCUGCCAUGGCCUCCCCUGUGGGCUUCCUUAUCUGGAACAGGCCCUGCCCUCCCCCCGCAGCCCACCCAGCCUGAAGCUGGGGUCCAUGAGAUGCCGCAGCUGCCUGCAGCCACUAGCCCAUCUGGGAGACAUGCUUGGGAGACGGACAGAGGCCAGAAGAGCCCUGCUGGAGGCCCCGUUAUGGGCUGGGAAUUUCUGAACCUGCCCCCUGCACCCCCCCCAGCUGUGGUGCCGUGGACGCUGCCUGGGGCCCCGCCGAGGGGACAGUUUGCUCCCAAAUGCACAUCCGUGAGCGCCGUCUCUGCCCAGGAGGACAGAGCUGGAACCAGCCUCUGACCCACCCAGGUGCCCUGUCCAACCGACCACAAGGACAGAGAGGAGUCCUGCCAGCCCUUGGUGAACCAGUCUGCUCCGCCAAGGAGCCCUGUGGAGCUGGGGGUGGCACCAGAGCUCAGCCGGCCGUGAGGACGCCCCAGCCAGAGCCAUGGCAGGUGUCUGCGAUAGGGCCCCUGACUUCCUCUCCCCCUCUGAAGACCAGGUCCUGGGGCCUGCCCUGGGCAGUGCUGUUGCUCUGAACUGCACGGCUCGGGUGGUCUCUGGGUCCGCCUGCCCCCUGCCUUCAGUCCAGUGGCUGAAAGACGGCCUUCCCCUGGGCAAUGGAAGCCACUACAGCCUCCACGCGUACUCCUGGGUCAAGCCUAACUCGUCAGAGACACUCGUAUCCAGUGUUCUGGGGGUCAACUUGACCAGUGCUGAAGACUACGGGGCCUUCACCUGUUCCAUCCAGAACGCCAGCUCCUCCUCCUUCACUCUGCGCAGAGCUGGCCCAGCAGGCCACCUGGCAGCGGUGCUGGCCUCCCUCCUAGUCCUGCUGGCGCUGCUGCUGGCCGCGCUGCUCUACGUCAAGUGCCGCCUGAACGUGCUGCUCUGGUAUCAAGACACGCACGGAGAGGUGGAGAUGAACGACGGAAAGCUCUACGACGCCUACGUCUCCUACAGCGACUGCCCUGAGGACCGCAAGUUCGUGAACUUCAUCUUGAAGCCGCAGCUGGAGCGACGUCGGGGCUACAAGCUCUUCCUGGACGACCGCGACCUGCUGCCCCGCGCAGAGCCCUCCGCCGACCUCCUGGUGAACCUGAGCCGCUGCCGCCGCCUCAUCGUGGUGCUUUCGGACGCCUUCCUGGGCCGGGCCUGGUGCAGCCACAGCUUCCGGGAGGGACUAUGCCGGCUGCUGGAGCUGACGCGCAGACCCAUCUUCAUCACCUUCGAGGGCCAGAGGCGCGACCCCGCGCACCCCGCGCUCCGCCUGCUGCGCCAGCACCGCCACCUGGUGACCUUGCUGCUCUGGAGGCCCGGCUCCGUGACGCCUUCCUCCGACUUCUGGAAAGAGCUGCAGCUGGCCCUGCCGCGGAAGGUGCAGUACAGGCGGGUAGAGGGAGACCCCCAGACCCAGCUGCAGGACGACAAGGAUCCCAUGCUAAUUGUUCGAGGCCGUGUCGCGGAGGGCCGGGCCUUGGACCCGGAGCUGGAUCCCGACCCUGAGGGAGACCUGGGUGUCCGAGGUCCUGUCUUUGGGGAGCCAUCAGCUCCACCGCAUGCAAGUGGGGUGUCGCUGGGAGAGGGCCAGGGCAGUGAAGUGGACGUCUCGGACCUCGGCUCCCGAAACUACAGUGCCCGCACGGACUUCUACUGCCUGGUGUCUGAGGAUGAUGUGUAGCCCCCACCCCCUCCCGCGUGCAGGACCACCAGGGACAUCCGGGGGCAGAGGCAGGUGGGUCGUUUCUGCAAUAAGCAGAAUCAGGACCCCAUCCUGUAGCCUGGACCCUCACGGAAGGGCUCUGACCCGAGCUUCCUCCUAAUGCCAGAAAAUAAAGUUGUUUUGGAUUCUG
Messenger RNA from Lemur catta (Ring-tailed lemur), 2505 nucleotides. It is a transcript of the gene SIGIRR, whose product is annotated as single Ig and TIR domain containing. NCBI's taxonomy places the organism in Eukaryota, Metazoa, Chordata, Mammalia, Primates, Lemuridae. Gene Ontology annotation, biological process: signal transduction. The record is from RefSeq and is a predicted model, not a curated record.